Trichoderma virens Gv29-8 is the source of this 498-nucleotide messenger RNA. RefSeq lists its product as uncharacterized. The record is from RefSeq and is a predicted model, not a curated record. The transcript is spliced from 3 exons. NCBI's taxonomy places the organism in Eukaryota, Fungi, Ascomycota, Sordariomycetes, Hypocreales, Hypocreaceae. The annotation marks the transcript as partial.
GAACCGUCUAGCAAGUUUCAACCGGGCGAGAUAUUCAAAAUCCAUUGGCCGGAGACUCAAGGCGCCAGCUCUGAAGAUACUUCAAGUGAAUCCAGCAAAUACGAAGUCCAAAGCCGGGUUGGAACCAGGUGUGUUAUUGGCUUUAAAAGCUUUAUUGUGAUAGCAAGCGAUCUAGGCCGCUGCACCUGUGUGCAAAUCUUAACGUAUGGCGGCAACGGCUGUACAAAGAAAGGUGUUAACCCUAACGAACAUGGUAUUAUUCAUGAGCGCGGCAGCAAACCGCAACUACUUGAUAAUGAACCAAAGCUAGGGUUUCCUCCGGUUAGGGUCGACAUAAAAGAAGAGGGCGAGAAGCUCUCAAAAGAAUCCCGUGUCAAUUACUCUAGGCUAGUAACAGUGGAACACAACAUUAAGGUGUUCUUUAUUGGAUCAAUAGUGUACAAUGACUGGGAACUCGUUAGCGACGCGGUAAACCACUACUGGAAUAAAAAAAACCAG